AUGUCUUCGUAUUACCAGUUCAACCACCAGGCAGCACACACCACUGCGACCCUUCCAGGCCCGUCCCAUUCUCAUCACCAUGGGGGCCGGAAUCGCAGGCAACCCAGGCUGUCCGUCUCUCAGAACUCCCAGAAGCAGUUUCGCGGCGUACGGAGCAUGAAGGAGCUGAACGAAUCCGCCGCCAUCGCUGCCUUCCGCAGCAAAUUCGAAGUCUCUCGCUCCUUCGACCUCGAAGAUGAUAUGGAGUUCUGCCCCAAUCUCCUAACGGAAAGCGACCUCGUCUCCAUCGGAAGUGCCUCGGAGCGCUCCUCUCUGGCGAGUAACUCCCCGGAGUCGUCUCCCACCCAACAACCGCAACAGAUUGCUCCCGGCUUCUCGCUUAGCUCGAGCUCCCCACCUUUCCACCCGCAGACCUAUCACGGCCAGCAAGCGACCCUGAAGCUCCACCAGCCCUCUGCCACCCGCGUGCGCAACGCCAUCCCCAUCAUCAACCCUGUCACCGGCAUCAGCAUGUCGAGCCCGCCUCCUUCCGUCUCGCCCGGCCGCAUGCAACAACAUGCCAUGGGCCGAAGGUGGUAA
Molecule: messenger RNA, 579 nt
Organism: Sodiomyces alkalinus F11
Lineage: Eukaryota; Fungi; Ascomycota; Sordariomycetes; Glomerellales; Plectosphaerellaceae
Exons: 2
Coding region: 1-579 (192 amino acids)
Source: RefSeq, a predicted model, not a curated record